Molecule: messenger RNA, 1005 nt
Organism: Laccaria bicolor S238N-H82
Lineage: Eukaryota; Fungi; Basidiomycota; Agaricomycetes; Agaricales; Hydnangiaceae
Exons: 5
Coding region: 1-1005 (334 amino acids)
Source: RefSeq, a predicted model, not a curated record
AUGCAGGUUUUGACUGGCAACUUAACGUGUUUCAAUCACAGGAAAACGAGUGGCAUUCCUGCCCCUGAAUUGAUGGGAGCCAAGGUGGUUCGGACAAUCAAGAAGGAAGUGAUCCCGCCAUGUCUGCAAAGACAGAGCAUCGCAACAGUACGCUCGUCAUAUUCUGUACCGUAUCUUCGCAAUUUCAGCUGCUCGAGCAAAGUAUACUACAGACUGUACACCGAGGACGGCCCACUGAAAUCUUACAAUCCCAUCUAUUCCAAUGAUCUAUUCAUCAGCCGCGUUUCCUCCAAAUCAAUAGCGCCACCCCGUACAAUCGCUUCACUCCAAAAAUACCUCUGCAAGAUUGAGGGCUAUCAAGUUGAACCUGGAAAGUGCAACUUGUACCUCUCCCUCGGUGAAAUGACGCCCGUGGAAGGUUCCAGUCGUCUCGCACUCAGAGGGAAUUCUGGAUCGGGGUCGUCUGAGCUUGAUCCAGUGGCAUUGAUAGUUGCUGUAAAAGAGAAACGAACGAAGGCGCCGGAUAUGGUGGACUUGAAGAUGUUAGAUAAAUGGCCUGAGGAAGCCGCGAGGCGUUAUGCUUGCGCUAAACAUCAACCAGUCUAUUACCGCGUAUACGACGAGGGUGGAGAGUUCUCUUCAAAAACAUCCUUCGACCAUAGCGAGCCCUGUUUAGGUCGCAUCGACGCUGUCGCAGUUCCGCCACCUCACACUGUUGCUUCUCUCAAGCGUUGUCUUAUUCAAGCGGAAAAAUACGCUAAUUUUGAAUUUCAGUUGUUCGAAGAGGAUGACGAAGAGACUAUGUUGACUGACAGUGACGCCAUCGCUCUCCACGCUGACACUUACUUUCCAGGUAGUUCUGACGACAAUCCAAUAACACUUGUAUCCAAAACCGCACUUGAUCCCCUCUCAAAGAAACUCAGAGCAAUUUCUGGAUGCAUUCAUGUAUUUCAGGUAUGGUUCCAAUUGGCAUUCAACAACGACUGGGGAGACUUUUCUGACUGA